AUGAUGGCCGUUGAUGAAGAGGAGCAUAGCGCGGGGGGGAGUGGCGGCGGGAAAGGCCUGGACGAGCCGAAUAUGGAGGCGGCGUCUCUGGACGCGUUGGAGAAAGAUUUCCAGGAGGUCCUGACGGAACUCGUGGGCGAUAAGAGCCUCGAGCGGUUCCGGCUCGAGUACGAAAAGCUCCACCGGGCGCUCAAGAAGAGCAACAUGCAGGAGAAGAAGCUCAUCAAAAAGUGCCGCGAACUGAACGGCGAGAUCGUGAACAACGCGGCCAAGGUCCAAACGGCGCUGAAACUGAGCCAGGAAGACCAGACUACGAUCUCGUCGUUGAAAAAGGAAAUGGAGAAGGCGUGGAAGAUGGUUGAUGCGUCCCACGAAAAGGAGAUUCGAGCAAAGGAAACGAUCACGCAGCUCAAGGACGAGAUCACCAACCUCAGUCGACUCGUGGAACAGGGAGCUGGACUGAGUGUGGGUCAAGAAAAUGCAAUGAAGGAGCUUGUGCGGGUCAAGGAAGAGCUAAGUCGCAACAACGACGAACAUGAGACGAACGCCCGCAAGGACCAUGCACGAAUUCAGGAGCUGCACGUCAAGAUCGCCGAGAUGGAGGAGGGCAAGCGAGUCCAGGCGCUCGAAGUGCAGGCGCUCAAGGACAAGCUGCAGCUCAAAGCUAACGAACAAGAGCGGGAGAACCGACGAAAGGAGCGCCUGGACAAAGAAAUCAAAGACGUCAAGGUCAAGUUGGAGCGCAAGAGCGUUGAAAACAUUGCGUUGUCGACGGACAUCGGACGCGCCACGACCCAAGUGCAGGCGCUCGAGAAGCAACUCGCCGAAGCCCAAGCAACCAUGGAGAAAUACGUCCGGGACUACGAAACGCUGUACAACCGAUCCCAGAAGUUGACCGAGCUCUUGAAUGACCAGAACGACAAGAACAUGCAGUUGGAGGUUGAACGGCGCGAAUUUGAAGCGGAGAUCAAGGCCAAGAACGACGACAUUACGAAACUCAAGCUCGAGAAGAACAUGGCGGAGCGCAAGAUCGACAAAGAGAAGCGCAACACGCAAAAAGUCGAGGCGAAACUCGAGGAAGAAUGCACAAACAAGCUCGUGCUGCAGACACAGAUCAAAUCGAUGCAGAAAGAUUUGGACUCGGACAAACGGGUCGAAGAGGCACAAAAGGCUGAGUUGGACGCCCUCGAGCGUGAACGGACUAUCCAGAUCAAGGCGGCGCAGAAGGCGGAGGAGCGCGCGCGCAUGAUUGGGGACGAAGUCAAGACAAACGAGCGCAUCGCCAAGAACUUGGAGGCCGAGCUGAACGGGUACAAGCAGGAAGCGACCAAGCAGCGCAAGCUCAUCUACCAGCUCGAAAAGGAACGCGAAAAGUACGGGAUCGAAGCGUCCGAGCAGCGGAACCUGUUUGUCCAGGCACAGGAAGAAAUCAAGCUCAAGGACAUGCGUAUCUACGAGAUGCAGAAGAAGGUCACAGAGGGCGACGGCAAGCUUAAGCAACAGCAGCAGCUCUACGAAGCAGUCCGGAGCGACCGCAACCUGUACAGCAAGAACCUUAUCGAGUCCCAGGACGAGAUCGCCGAAAUGAAGCGCAAGUUUAAGAUCAUCAACCACCAGAUCGAACAGCUCAAGGAAGAGGUGUCCGCCAAGGACCACGCCCUCGUCAAGGAGCAUUUUGACCACCAAAAGGUCGAGAAGCAGCGCGAGCAGCACAAGAACGAACUCGCGCGCCUGCGGACGCUCUUGGCGACCAACGAAGAAACGAUCAACAACCAGGACGCCGAGAUUCGGAAACUCACGACCAUGAUCCGCCGCAUGGACGACGAAGCGCUUGAGCAAAAGAAAGAGUACGACCAAGUGAUCAACGAGCGCGACAUUCUCGGCACCCAGCUCAUUCGACGCAACGACGAACUCGCUCUCCUGUACGAGAAGCUCAAGAUCCAGCAGUCGACUCUAAGCAAAGGCGAGACGCAGUACCAAGAGCGGAUGGCAGACAUCCGUGUACUGAAGCUCAAGAUCACCGACAUGAAGCGAGAGCUCCACAUCGCCAAGCAUCAAGUGGGUCAGUUGGACGACCUGAAGCGGGAGGUGUACCAUCUCCAGCGCGAAUUGCUCCAGGAAAAAACCAAGGUGAAGGCACUCAGUGAAGAGCUUGAGAACCCGAUGAACGUGCAUCGGUGGCGCAAGUUGGAGGGGUCGGAUCCGGCCACGUACGAAAUGAUCCAGAAGAUCCAGACGCUGCAAAAGCGGUUGAUCCAAAAGACCGAGGAGGUGGUCGAGAAAGACUUGAUCGUGCACGAAAAGGACAAGCUGUAUGUCGAGCUCAAGAACAUUCUGGCGCGGCAGCCGGGGCCCGAAGUUGCUGAGCAACUCAGCGUGUACCAGCAAACGCUGCGCGACAAGGACAAGCAACUCAAGGCCCUCCUGAGCGAGCAAAACAUGUUCCAGUCCAAGGAAAACGAACUCAAGUUCGAAAUCGAACGACUCGCCCGCGAACUCCACGACGUCAAGCGCAAGUACUACAAGAUGAAGCUCGAAGAAAAGCUCGCCGACACACCCCACCAGCUCCCGACACUGCUCAAGAUGCCGCCCCAAGACAAAGCCAAGGCGCUUGUCGAGGCGCAAAAGCAGCUUGCGAUCACGUCGUCCAAGCGGUACAUCGGCGGCGGGUUCAGCCUCAACCAGUAG
Messenger RNA from Aphanomyces invadans, 2688 nucleotides. RefSeq lists its product as hypothetical. The transcript has 7 exons. Gene Ontology annotation, cellular component: cytoskeleton. Bases 1 to 2688 code for a protein of 895 amino acids. Lineage: Eukaryota; Oomycota; Saprolegniomycetes; Saprolegniales; Verrucalvaceae. The record is from RefSeq and is a predicted model, not a curated record.